ACUCAACACUUCUCAUGACCCCAUAAAUCCUACCCUCACACUAAUAAACUACUACAAAAACCUCUCAAUCCCAAAUCACCACCACCACCACAACAACAAACAAACAAAUAAGAAGAAGAAGAAAAAUAUCAAAACUUUCUUCCUCAUUGACAACAACAACAACAAACAAUGCCAUCCCAACAAGAACACUUUUCCUUCGAUGCAUCCGUCCUUAAGAACCUUCCCCACAUACCGGCCCAAUUCAUAUGGCCCGAUCACGACAAGCCAUGCCCCCACCCCCCUCCCGCACUCGAUGUGCCGCCCAUCGACCUUGGAGCCUUCCUCUCCGGCGACCCUGACUCUGUAUCCCGAGCAGUCCGCCUCGUCGACCGCGCCUGCCGCAAGCACGGCUUCUUCCUAGUCGUCAACCACGGCAUCGACAAAGGGCUCCUAGAGCGGGCCCACCGCGGAACAGACUCCUUCUUCACCAAGCCACUUAAGGAGAAAGAGCGAGCCCUUAGAAGGCCCGGCGACCACUGUGGCUAUGCCAGUAGCUUCACCAAUCGGUUCUCGUCAAAUCUACCUUGGAAAGAGACCCUAUCGUUUGGGUACACGGCGGGCCAAGCCACGGUCGAGAGGUACUUCUCGGAUACAAUGGGUGGGGAUUACGCCGAGUUCGGGAGGGUGUGCCAAGAGUAUUGUGAAGCCAUGAGCAAACUCUCACUAAGUGUGAUGGAGCUUUUGGGAAUAAGCCUCGGCGUGGGGCCCGCUUACUUCAGGGAAUUUUUCCAGGGGAAUGAGUCCAUUAUGAGACUAAACUAUUAUCCGCCGUGCCGGAAGCCUGAGCUGGCGUUGGGGACUGGGCCCCACUGCGACCCGACGAGCUUAACGAUACUCCAUCAGGACCAAGUUGGUGGGCUUGAAGUGUAUGUCGAUGAAAAAUGGCACUCAAUCACUCCCAAUCCACAAGCUUUUGUCGUCAACAUUGGGGACACUUUCAUGGCUCUAUCGAAUGGGAUUUACAAGGGCUGCCUGCAUAGGGCAGUGGUGAACAGCACGACUCCAAGAAAAUCGCUUGCCUUCUUUCUUUGUCCGAAAACCGACAAAAUCGUGACCCCACCAAAAGAGUUGGUUUGCGAAGGAAACCCAAGACAAUAUCCGGAUUUCACUUGGCCGGCCCUUCUCGAAUUCACACAAAAGCACUACCGGUCGGACAUGAAAACACUUGAAGCCUUUGUGAACUGGCUUGGACAUAAUAAAUUCCUCCAAAGCGAAGUGUAAUUCAGUAGAGAAGCACAUAUUAGAAAGAGCCAGGAAAAAGAAUUUUUGUAAGAGAUUCAAUUAAGUUGUGCGUGUGUGUGUGUUGUGUAAUAAAGUAAACUAUAGAGGCUGAAACAAUUUGUUCAUGGACAAAUUGUUCGGUCAACCUAAGGUUUUUUUUCUUUUUUCCUAUCCCAAUAUGCAUGGGGUAGUUGGACCCUUUGAUCCGUACGGUUUUUAUGCCUAUUGUAUGGCUGAUAGAAUAUCGAAUUAUCAAUUCCCAUUUUAUUUGUUUGAUUAAUCGCAUAACCUUUAUGUACCGUGACUAUGUUCUCAUUCUCUGUUAUAUUGACCAAAUUGUGGCUGGUGUUGUUCC
Messenger RNA from Striga asiatica, 1615 nucleotides. The record is from the annotation of a GenBank genome assembly. NCBI's taxonomy places the organism in Eukaryota, Viridiplantae, Streptophyta, Magnoliopsida, Lamiales, Orobanchaceae.